Messenger RNA from Epinephelus moara (kelp grouper), 3166 nucleotides. Its product is annotated as cadherin-related family member 5. NCBI's taxonomy places the organism in Eukaryota, Metazoa, Chordata, Actinopteri, Perciformes, Serranidae. Gene Ontology annotation, molecular function: cadherin binding; calcium ion binding. The transcript is spliced from 16 exons. Gene Ontology annotation, cellular component: membrane; catenin complex; adherens junction. Bases 207 to 2840 code for a protein of 877 amino acids. The record is from RefSeq and is a predicted model, not a curated record. Gene Ontology annotation, biological process: adherens junction organization; cell morphogenesis; homophilic cell-cell adhesion.
UGCUAUCAAUUGUUAUAUCUAUUAUUUAUUCCUGAAAGCCUCAGUCUGCCUUUUUUGAGUGGCGUUCGGUGGUUUUUCAGGGCUUUGGGGAAUCAGAGAUGCUGCUUUCAUCACAAGUCAGGAGGAUAUGGAGACUGACAGACAAGCCGCAGAGGAUUUGACAACAACAGAAAGAAGUGGUCCCUGAGGCCUGACGCAGCCCAGGGAUGGCCCUCGCUGAACUGAAAUGGAGUUUGUUCCAGGUCAAGGCUCUAGUCUGCUCCCUGCUGGUCCUCCUAUGUGCUCACACAGCCACAGGAAUGUCAGGGUGGGGUGGAUGCUUGGAUGGCGAGGAUGUAUUUGCAACAGUCAGAGAAAACAGCCAUGCAGGAGAAGUUGUUGCUCAACUCAUGGCUGAAACCACAAUGGAGGGGGUUCAGUGGAGCCUGGAUGGAAAGGAUGCUGAUUGGUUCUACUUGGAUGAAAGAGGCAUCCGGCUGAACACAUCAGCUGACAAGGUCCUCGACCGAGAGGCUGAGGGUCCUGUCCUCAUGGCUGAGUUGUCAUGUUAUGAGGACGACACACUUCAGAGUGUGUACAGGAUCAUGGUGGAGAUCAUCAAUGAGAAUGAUAACUUCCCUGUGUUUGAUGAAGACACUGUCCAGUCUCUAGUUAUCAGUGAGCUGACCCCUGUGAAUACUGUGGUGUUUACUGUCCAGGCCACAGAUGCGGAUAACGACAAGAUCAUUUACUCCAUUGACCAGGCAUCAUCUGAUGCCGAGUACUUCAGGGUCGAUCUGCCCAACAGCGGAGAGGUGAUCCUGUCCAAGCCUCUCGACUAUGAGAAAAAAACCCUGCUUACUAUCACCAUCCACGCCUCAGAAAUGAAUACUGCUGAGCACUACAACACCAGCACCAACAUCACCAUCACUGUUCUGGAUGGAGAUGACCAGUACCCACAGUUUCUGCCCUGCACGCUGCUUUUCCAGGAUGAGACCAGUCGCAUCUGCACCAGCCCUGUGUACACAGUCAAUGUCACAGAGGGGGAAGAGGACAUUGUGUUGGACUUCUUCCCUGGUCCCAUUCAUGCAGUGGAUGGAGACAGAGGACUCAGCUCUCCACUCAGUUACACUAUUCUCUCAGGAGACGAUGAUGGGCAUUUCGAGAUGGACAGAGGGACGGGGGAGAUGAAACUAAUUCAUGGGGUUGGAGACAAACUCACAACUCCAGAGCUGCAUCUACAGGUCAUGGCAUAUCAGGACGACGACCCCAGGAAGUAUUCUGUUGCUACUGUGUUGGUCCGAGUUCUGGCAGUGAACCAUUUUUAUCCAGAGUUUGACAGGACUGAAUAUCAAGGCUUUGUAACUGCCGGAAAGAGCUCUGCCUCUCUGGUCAAUACAUAUGGGAGCAAAGCGCUGAUGUUACAUGUGCAAGAUCAAGACUUUACCCAUGGUUUCAAUCCCAUGAUCCACUUCACCCUCAGUCCUACAUCCAAUCACACAGACAUCUACCAGAUCACACAGGAGGGGCUUCUGAUUGCCAGGACCAAUCAACUCAAACCAAAACAGAAACAUGUUCUGGAGGUAACGGCAGUUGACCAGGAGUCGGGUGAUGCCACCUUUGCUACUGUAGUGGUGGAGGUUUUAUCUGAAGGACAAUCAAUCCCUAUCAGUCCACUGGGAGAUGACCGACCCUUAAGCUGCACCAUGGGCAAAGCCAUGUUUCUGAGCAUGGUGUUCAUGACUGUACUCGGAUGUAUCCUGUCUGCGGCAAUGUGGCUGAAGAAGAAACACAAGGGGAAGAGGGACCCACUGCAGAGAGGCUGUGUGGCCCAGGGCAAACACCCCAAUGUGAGCUUACGGUGGUUCCAGCUGGCAAGUCACCGUAGCGGCAUGCCGCACACAGAGGAAGUAGCAUACAACGAUGAGGAAUAUGGAACCUGCAAUCCUUCCUUCAGCUUGCCAGACAAUCCUGGAAAAUACACACAACAAGACCUCCCCUCCUGCCGAGGACCUGCUCCACCCAACACCAGCUCCAUUUCAACAGAAACUGCACUCUUCAAUAAUGAUGUUUCCACACCAACCAAAAACUCCUCUAGUUCACCCAACUUCCAACCAACCGCUGUGGAUGCGAGCCCCACACAUCCCGCCCAAGAUGCUGCUCCGUCUGAAGAAACCCCUGGCACACCAACUGAUACAUCUCUUGACCCUACUGACGCUCUACCGAACACCAGUCCUAGUCCUGCAACCCCCGAUGCCACUAGCACUCCACCACUCACCUGUCCUGAUUCACAAACAACCACCAACGAUGACCCUGCCGACCCCGUCACCAGCCCCUCCUCUCAGUCCAGUAUUCCAUGCAGUCAUACCCGAAUCGCUUCAGCAGAAAUAGACAAACCCUUCGGCAAACCUCGUGUGAAAACACCCCCAUAUUCACCUUUACUCUCCUCACCCCUCACCAAGCAGACAGGCACACCCCCACCCACCCCAGAGCAUGCACCUUUAAAAGCAAAGCUUGUACGUAUAGAUACUGACACACCUCCAGUAACACCAGAGCGAACACCUAUGACUCUAAGCACAGAGGCAGACGGGCCCUGCACAUCACUGGACCAAACAGAGCCAUCAGAGUGCCCGGGUGAGGCUGUAGAUGCCAACAGUCCAUCUCAGGACAGGAGGCCCUCGACGAACUCGGGCAACACGCAGGGCAGCCGCGGGGAAGCGGACGAUGAUGGUUUUCUGGGAGAUGAAGAUGCAGACAAGAACAGUGUGGAUGAUGAUGAUGAUGAGUUAGAGCCAGACGAGGAGGAGCUGCUGAGAGUGAUGGCUCGUUGUAAUCCUAUUUUUAUCACAUUUAGUAAGUGAUGUCACUAUAACAUUGAGGGAACUGAGACUGACUGGGUGGACAACAGGGAAUGGAGGAGGUAAGGUGAAGACUGCAGACUAUAGUGUGGUUUUGCUUUGCUGCAGGUACUUCCUAAGACAAGGAAGAGGACAGAAUAUACAGCACAUGGGCCACAUAAAAGAAGACAUUGUAUGUUCACACACUGUAUAUGUAAACAUAGACAUUUAACAAACACAUAAUGCUGUUUCACUGAUAUCAUACAGUUAGCCUAGAGGAGCAAUACGUGAUCUUGAAUGCAUAUAAAUAGUCAAGGAUACAACAUACUCAUGCAUGGCAAGGUCAGUAC